AUGACCAGGGGGCUUGGAGUUUUAGACAACUCUGGUGACAACACAAAUCAUGGGUACUGGGGCGCACCAGCGGCAGCGCCAGCGGCAGCGCCAGCGGCAGCGCCAGCGGCAGCGCCAGCGGCAGCGCCAGCGGCAGCGCCAGCGGCAGCGCCAGCGGCAGCGCCAGCGGCAGCGGCAGCGCCAGCGGCAGCGCCAGCGGCAGCGCCAGCACCAUGUUGUGUAUAUUCAUCAUUUUCUUUAGCUUUAGAAACCGUCGUAAUAGAGAUUCCGAUCCCUAUUAACAGUGAGGAUGACAUCAUCAAGUUGUACUCCGAGGUCUUAAAUGACGAUAAAGAUAUCAAACUUGCAAUCGUCGACCACAUCACCAGUGCUAGUGCAAUCUUAAUGCCAGUUAAGCGUAUUGCAGAACUGUGUCAUAUGAAUGGAGUUAUGGUGCUUGUAGAUGGUGCACAUGUACCGGGACAAAUACCUCUUCAUAUGGAAGAUUUAGGCGUGGACUUCUAUUGCGGUAGGUUAUUAUGCCGUAUUGUGCAUUUCCCUGAUAGGACAACAUCCGAUAAAGAUGAAAUCUACACAAGUGGUACUCCUCGAGGGUGUGCCUUCUUAUGGGUCCAGCCAGAUUACAAGGAUGUUAUUAGCCCAGUCACAACAUCACAUUAUCAGAAUGAACCAACCUUAAUGAAACGAUUCUGCUUCGUAGGCACACGGGAUUGUUUGCCUUACUAUUUGGCAGAAACAUCAAUCAAGUUCUACAAUGACCUUGGUGGAAUGGAGGAAAUAGUUGCAUACAACUCAACACUAGCGAGCUGGGCAGCAGACAUGAUUUCCAAAGCUUUGAAUACUGAAAAGCUUCAAAUACCCGUUGGAAUGAGAGCUCCAUGCAUGGCGUUGGUUGCCAUUCCAGAGACGAGUCUCUAUACUGCAUCUGCUGAGACUUGCUCCAGGUUAAUGAGUGAUUUAUACAAGCAAAGCCAGGUGUUUGUAGCAUUCUCUUAUUUCAAACAAAGGCUUUGGUGCAGAAUUUCAAGUCAAGUGUACAACUGUAAAGAAGAUUACAUUAGACUGAGGGAUGCUCUACUGGAAGUUUUACAACUUUAAGUUGGUAUGAUGACAUUGCUCUACACUCCAAACAUUAAAGACUUGAAUCCAACAGUUGCGAGAGAUCGGUGAGUGACAACACUUUGAAAGUGUUGAACCCAGCAUUUUAUAUGUUAAAUCCAGCAUUUUAAAGUAUCCAGUCAACAAUUUAAGUGCCAGUUUAGCGUUUAAAAAGGUGAUCCAACAAUUCCAAGUUUUUUUUGUGAGAAAUGUUGAAUCAACACUUAGCUUGUUGAUUUAACCCGUUUGCGUUGGAUCAAAUAAAAUAAAAAACGCUGGAUCCAACACUUUCAAAGUGUAGUCAAUCACCGAGAUAUUCGAAGUGUUGGAUUCAGCUCUUUAGUUUUAAAAGGACAUGUAUCAUCGCAAAGGUCGUGGGUUCGAAUCCCACUCGAGUAAUAUGCCUUUGAUUCCGUUCACAGAACUCGGUAAAGUACUGAGUUAUACAGUUCUAACACACAUCGGUGUAUAUGGAUAACACCUAAAUGAACUUUAAAUUGGAAACGCUCUGGUUUGAUGAGCAAUACAUUUCUCCUCACUGGUGCAGUUAACGUCACCAAAGCUUGGUGCUUUCUUAUAGGUUGUUUGUUUCAGAUAAUUAAGAGCACCCAUGUUAGCAAAUUAAUUGUUUAUUUUAUAUUAUGUGUAGAGGUGUCAAACAGACCACUUAGUAAAGUCAUUAUUCUUGGGGCAAACUAGUCAGGUAAUGUUAAUGGAUACAUUAGAUAUUACUCUAU
Molecule: messenger RNA, 1835 nt
Organism: Asterias rubens (European starfish)
Lineage: Eukaryota; Metazoa; Echinodermata; Asteroidea; Forcipulatida; Asteriidae
Product: L-cysteine desulfhydrase-like
Exons: 4
Coding region: 1-1098 (365 amino acids)
Source: RefSeq, a predicted model, not a curated record